Molecule: messenger RNA, 2886 nt
Organism: Saitoella complicata NRRL Y-17804
Lineage: Eukaryota; Fungi; Ascomycota; Saitoellomycetes; Saitoellales; Saitoellaceae
Product: alanyl-tRNA synthetase
Exons: 2
Coding region: 1-2886 (961 amino acids)
Biological process (GO): tRNA modification; alanyl-tRNA aminoacylation
Cellular component (GO): cytoplasm; mitochondrion
Molecular function (GO): alanine-tRNA ligase activity; ATP binding; aminoacyl-tRNA deacylase activity
Source: RefSeq, a predicted model, not a curated record
AUGGCAGAGUCGCAGGAAUGGCCAUCUAGGAAGGUGCGAACGACCUUUUUGGAAUAUUUCAAGGAGAGGGGACACACCUACGUCCCUUCGUCCUCGGUUGUCCCGCACGAUGAUCCCACCCUUCUCUUCGCCAAUGCUGGUAUGAACCAAUUUAAACCUAUCUUCCUCGGUACUGUCGACCCUACGACUGAGGCCGCCAAGUGGAAGCGUGCGGUCAACUCCCAGAAGUGUAUCCGUGCAGGAGGAAAGCACAAUGACCUCGAGGAUGUCGGUCGCGAUUCUUACCAUCACACCAUGUUCGAGAUGUUGGGUAACUGGUCCUUCGGCGACUACUUCAAGAAGGAGGCUAUCGAGUACUCAUGGGAGCUCCUCACCAAGACCUUCGGUCUCCCCGCUGACAGGAUCUACGUCACCUACUUCGAGGGUUCGGAAAAGGCCGGGUUGGGCCCUGAUUUGGAGACGAAGAAUUUAUGGUUGUCAGUUGGUGUUGCGGAGGAUCACAUUUUGCCUGGAAACAUGAAGGACAACUUCUGGGAGAUGGGUGACCAGGGACCUUGUGGACCUUGUUCCGAGUUGCACUUCGACCGUAUUGGUGGACGUAACGCUGCGCACUUGGUUAACAUGGAUGACCCCAACGUUCUCGAGAUCUGGAACAACGUCUUCAUGCAGUACAACCGUGAGGCUGAUGGUACUUUGAGGACCCUCCCCGCCCAGCACGUUGACACCGGUAUGGGUUUCGAGCGUCUCGUGUCUGUUCUUCAGAACAAGAUGUCUAACUACGACACUGAUGUCUUCACCCCUCUCUUCGACAAGAUUCAGGAGCUGACCGGCGCACGGCCGUACGGCGGUGCUUACGGUGAGGAGGAUGUCGACGGUAUCGACACUGCUUACCGUGUCGUUGCUGACCACGUUCGUACUCUUACCUUCGCCAUCUGUGACGGUGGUGUUCCCAACAACGAGGGUCGUGGUUACGUCCUUCGCCGUAUUCUCCGUCGUGGUGCCCGUUACAUCCGCAAGAAGUUCAACGUUCCCAUCGGAUCGUUCUUCUCCCGCCUCGCCCCCGUCCUCGUUGACCAGAUGUCCGACAUCUUCCCAGAGCUCAACAACAAGAUGGGUGAUGUUAAGGAGAUUUUGGAUGAGGAGGAGGAGUCUUUCUCCCGUACCUUAGAUCGCGGAGAGAAGAUGUUCGAGCAGUACCUUAAGGCUGCUCAGGCCAAGGGUGCUAAGCAGUUGGAGGGUGCCGAUGUCUGGAGACUAUACGAGACCUACGGUUUCCCCGUCGACUUGACCCGCUUGAUGGCUGAGGAGAAUGGCCUUGGUGUUGAUGAGGAGGGUUUCGAGAAGGCUCAGGAGGAUUCCAAGGCCAUUGCUCGUGCUUCCCGUAAUGCUGGUGGUAAGGGUGCUGAGCUUUUGAAGCUUGACGUGCACGUUCUCGGUAAACUCGCUGAGAUGGAUGAGGUUCCUAAGACUGACGACAAGUACAAGUACGAGCUCGGCAACAUCAACGCCCAGGUCAAGGCUAUCGUUCUCUCUAACAAGGACUUCGCUCAGACUACCGAGGGAUCCCGGGAGGGCGAGCAGAUCGGUAUCCUCUUGGACAAGACUAACUUUUACGCCGAGCAGGGUGGUCAGGAGUUCGACACCGGAAAGAUUAUCAUCGAUGGUCAGGCUGAGUUCGAGGUUGACAACACCCAGGUUUACGCUGGUUACGUCCUCCACACCGGUUACAUCAAGUACGGUUCCCUUAAGGUCAACGACGAGGUUAUUUGCGAGUACGAUGAGUUAAGAAGAUGGCCCAUCCGCAACAACCACACCGGAACUCACAUUCUCAACUACGCUCUCCGCGAGGUCAUCGGUGACAACGUACACCAACGUGGUUCCCUUGUCGCUCCCGAGAAGUUGAGGUUCGACUUCACCCACAAGACCGGUCUUACCAUCCCCGAGUUGGCUAAGGUUGAGGAGUUGUCAAACAUCGCCGUUAAGGACAAUGUAAAAGUCUACGCCAAGGACGUCAAGCUCGACCUCGCCAAAGAGAUCGCCGGUGUCCGUGCCGUUUUCGGUGAGACCUAUCCUGACCCCGUCCGUGUCGUCUCCGUCGGUGUUUCGAUUGAGGACAUCCUCGCUGACCCCAAGAACGAAAGGUGGGAGAAAACCUCUAUCGAGUUCUGUGGUGGUACUCACGUUGCCAAGACUGGUGACAUCAAGGACUUCGUCAUCGUCGAGGAGUCCGGUAUCGCGAAGGGUAUCCGCCGUAUUAUCGCUGUCACCGGCGAGGAGGCUCACCGCGUCUCCCGCGAGGCCAACGAGUUCUCCGCUCGUCUCGACACCCUUGACAAGAUGGCCCUUGGUCCUCAGAAAGAGGCUGAGGUCAAGUCCACCUCUGUUGAGUUGAACAACCUUUCCAUCUCCGCUGUCCGUAAGCAGGAGUUCCGUGACCGUUUCGCCAAGAUCUCCAAGGAGGUCGCCGAUGCGGAGAAGGCUAAGAAGAACGCCGAGUCCAAGGAGACUGUCGAGGCUGUCAAGAAGUACAUCGAGGAGAACAAGGAGGCUCAGUUCAUGGUUGCUGUUGUGCCCAAUGUCUCUGCGAACCCCAAGGCUUUGCAGGAGGCUAUCAAGCACGUUUCCAAGAACGCGAAGGACAAGUCUGUUUACUUGUUGGCUGCUGAUGCCGCUGCGGAUGGUAAGGUUGCGCAUGCCUGUAUCGUCUCUAAGGACGCUGCUGGCAAGGGUGUCAACGCACAGGAGUGGUCUGGAGCCGUCUCCAAGAUCGUUGGUGGUCGUGCUGGUGGAAAGCCUGACUCUUGCCAGGGUGUUGGUACGGAGGUCAGCAAGGUCGAUGAGGCUGUUGCUGCUGCUGAGGAGUACUUGAAGAACUUGAAGCUCUAA